GCAAUGGAUGGGAUGCUAGGUGCGCUGCAGGUUGAGAGGGUCAAACAGUGUAUAAAUUCAAAGUAUAUUCAUUCUGCGGUAAAGUAAACAUGGAAGACCGUUAUCAUAAAAUAGUUAAUCCCUCUCCGAAGUGUCAGUGAGGCGAACGAGACAGUAACGCGGAUGUUUGGACUAUGCAUUACUCUACUGAAGAAGGUGCCAGAAGCAGAAGUGAAUAGAAAGACAGCAGAUUAAGCUCUGAAAAUCCUGUCAUGACAUUGUUGAGCCUUUAGCAUCCAACACGAGUACAGUUGAAUCAAAGAAACCUCAAUCUAGAUCUGAAACAGUCGUUAGAGACAGUGGACCAUGGCCGAGACAAAAUAAAAUCCUGUUUCAGCUCUGUUGCAUAUCUGACUCAGACCUGCCCCUCCAGCUGAAAGGAUACCCACAACACCUUGCUCUCAUGUGACCCUCCAUCAUCUCCACUCUGAUCAUCUCUCCCAGAUGCACCGAACACAGAACCACCGAAGCAAAGAGAAAUACCUCAAAAGAAAGAAGGGGUUCCUGUCUUCAGUCAAGGGAGUCUCUCAUCUCUCCAGGCGAGCCAAGAGACGCCUCUGUUGUAAAUUACAGCUUUGGAUGUGGAGGAAGCGGAGGGAGAGAUGCGGUCUUGGGAUUUUCAGAACAAAGAAAAGAGCGUGUGGGAUCAGCUCCGGUCUCUGCCUCAGCGUGAAGACACAAUCACAGAGAAAUAAAAGCAAAGUCCCGUCAUACCGCGCACCAAACACAGACAAUCCUAUCCGAACAGCAGCUCUCGGGUGUGACGCUGGAGGUUUGGAGGACUCACUCAGCCUCCCGAAGGAGGACUGUGAAUCUGUCGGUGUGUCAGAAACCCUCACUGCUCCCAGUUCCUCCCAGAACCUGGUUUCUUCGGGUAACAUCAGUCACACCGUGCCCACAGCGAUGGUGCCGUCUCAGAGAACAGAAACCGCGGUGCAGCCCGGUGAAAUGACCCACCCUUUAAAACUUUCUCACACUGUCAAACCCCCGCUGAGCUCACACAGCGAUGCGUGUGUGUUAACUACACAUUUUAGAGAACAGAGGACAUUGACAGCAGCUCAAAGGCUUGAGGUUGACGGUCCGUUGGGACAGUUUACUGCUGUCCCUCCCGGUCAGGAAAAGGCUCCAAACAGAGACACUGAUGAGAGAAUCGCCAGUAAAAAGACGGCGUCUUCUCCAACUGAUAUCAGACUACUGAAAAAGGACAUCCGUGAAUUCCUCGAGGACUUCUACAGAAUAUAUGGAAGUUUCAUCCCAUUACAGAAGAGUGACGUGUUGCGACACCUGGAGAGGAAGUUUAACACCGACUUCAGCGACAGGAAGAACGCCAUCUUCUCAGAAGUUACCAAAUACAGAACGGCGAUCGUUCAGAAGCCUGUUCCUUCCUUCCAGGUGGUCUACAAGAAACACACGCUGACAAUGGAGGACUUGUCUACGCUGGCAGACCAGAACUGGCUCAAUGACCAGGUCAUGAACAUGUACGGAGAACUGAUCAUGGAAUCUGCACAUCACAAGGUCCAUUUUCACAACAGCUUCUUCCACAGGCAGCUCAUGACUAAAGGAUACGACGGAGUUAAGAGAUGGACCAAACAGGUAGAUUUGUUUUCUAAGAGUUUGCUUCUGGUGCCGAUCCACCUGGAGGUCCACUGGUGUCUGGUGACGGCUGAUGUCGUGAAAAAGAAGAUCUGCCUUUAUGACUCUCAAGGGAUCGCACUUCAGAAGGUUGCAAGGAACAUCCUGAAAUACUUGAUGAGAGAAGCAAAGGAGAAGAAGCAAGCAGCUUUUGAAAGCGGUUGGGCGGUGUCGUUUGAUGAGAUAAUCCCACAACAGACCAAUGAACAUGACUGUGGAGUUUUUGUGCUGGAGUAUUCUAGAUGCCUUGCUUUGGCCAAACCUCUGCAGUUUUCACAGAAGGACAUACCAAAGAUACGCAAAAGGAUCUACAGAGAGCUGUGUGACUGUACGCUCCAUGACCACGGCUGACGACCGUCUUACAGUUUUGUACGUGUGUUGCUGCUAAUCUGUGCUGCUUCUCUUUAGGGUAGGAAAUCAACAGCACACUCGUUAGCAGCGGUGCAGCAGCCUUACAGCACUGAGUGCACACGGCUGACCCCUGUAGUCUUAUAUCAGAUGCACUGUCCAUAAUCCUUGUAUGAUUACUGUAUUUAUAUGAUCAAUAUUUAAUCAGGCAUGUUAUUAAGAAAAAGAUUCUUCAUGUUCUCUGGAAUUUACACAUCUACAGUGCACCAAUAGAGCCUUACAAAUUGGACUGCCUGUUGAAAUGUAAUCUAAUAUAAUAAAAGUGUGUUAUUUCUUUUCUAA
Molecule: messenger RNA, 2361 nt
Organism: Centropristis striata (black sea bass)
Lineage: Eukaryota; Metazoa; Chordata; Actinopteri; Perciformes; Serranidae
Product: sentrin-specific protease 5-like
Exons: 10
Coding region: 484-2022 (512 amino acids)
Biological process (GO): protein desumoylation
Cellular component (GO): nucleus
Molecular function (GO): deSUMOylase activity
Source: RefSeq, a predicted model, not a curated record